This is a messenger RNA of Dictyostelium purpureum, 1878 nucleotides long. RefSeq lists its product as uncharacterized. NCBI's taxonomy places the organism in Eukaryota, Evosea, Eumycetozoa, Dictyosteliales, Dictyosteliaceae. The transcript is spliced from 2 exons. Gene Ontology annotation, biological process: proteolysis. Gene Ontology annotation, cellular component: cytosol. The coding region runs from base 1 to 1878 and encodes 625 amino acids. Gene Ontology annotation, molecular function: tripeptidyl-peptidase activity; serine-type endopeptidase activity. The record is from RefSeq and is a predicted model, not a curated record.
AUGAAACUAACCUUAAUUUUAUUUCUUUUUUUAUAUCUAAUAAACUAUUCAAAUUGUAAUAAUGAUAAUAAAAAAUUAACAGAAAAAUUAAAAAAUGCAUUAAAUGAAAAUAAUAAAAAUAAUAAAAUAAAAAUAUGGGUAUUUUUUAAUUCAAAAGAUUUCAAAAUAGAUAAUAAUAAUAAUAAUUAUAUAGACAAUGACUAUAUGCUAUCAUUAACAAGUUUAAAUAAAGAAUCAAUAGAAAGAAGACUAAAAAGAGGUUCUCAUAAACACUCAAUAAUAGAGGAAAGCGAUUUACCAGUUUCUGAAAAAUAUAUUAAUCAAGUAUUACAAUGUGGAAAUGAUAAUGAAAUACAAAUUCAUCAACGUUCAAAUUGGUUAAAUUCGAUUUCAAUCACAAUAAUUUCCAAUAAUAUGGAAAAUAUUAGAAACCAUGUAAUUCCAUGUAUCAGUUCAAAACCAUUUGUUGAAUCCAUCGAUUUGGUAUCAAAAUUUAAAAAACCAACAAUAGAUCAACAAACCAAUCAUGUGCAACACAAAAAGAAUAAAUUUAAUAAAUUAAACAAUAUAAAACUAUUACAAAAAUCCAAGAACAACAAUGGAGACUCUGACAUGGAUAUGGGAAAUGAAAAUUUAUUUAAUGAAGAUUUUUAUGGUCAAUCUUAUAGACAAAUAAAGCAACUAAAUAUAGACAAACUACAUAAACUUGGGUUUGACGGAACAGGUGUAAUAAUAUUAAUAACAGAUACUGGGUUUUAUAAACAACAUGAAGUUUUCAAAAAUUUAAAUAUAUUAGGGGAAUACAAUUUUAUUGAAAAAAAUAAUAGGAUUGAAGAUGAAUUUAAUGGAACUUCAGAAUCAGUUGAAUUUUCGCAAAAUGAUCAUGGAACAGCAACACUAUCAGUUUUAGCCGGUUUUAAAAAAGGGCAUUUGGUUGGGACCGCAUAUAAUGCAUCAUUUUUAUUAGCAAGAACAGAAUCAUUAGAUAUGGAGGAUGUUAUUGAGGAAGAUUAUUUUGCAUCAGCAAUCGAAUGGGGUGAAUCAAGGGGAGCCCACUUGGUAUCAUGCAGUUUAGGUUAUCAAGAUUGGUAUAAUGUGGCAUCAGAUUUAAAUGGAAAAAUUUCACAUAUGACUAAAAUUGCUGAUUUAGCUAGUAAAAAGGGUAUGGUUGUUGUUUCAGGUAUUGGGAAUUCGGGUGAGGAUGGUUUAGGAGCACCAGCCGAUGGAAACUAUGUAAUAGCAGUCGGGGCAGUGGAUGCAAAAGGCAAGAGAGUAGAUUUUAGCUCUGUAGGACCAAGCAGUGAUUCAAGAAUCAAACCUGAAGUUAUGGCUUUAGGAAAUGAAGUAUAUUUAGCAGGAAUAAUGAAUACCACCAACUAUGUUUAUUAUAACGGGACAAGCUUUAGCUGCCCAAUCGUCGCUGGAGGUAUUGCAUUAUUAAUACAAGCCCAUCCCAACUGGACCCCAUAUCAAAUCUAUGAUGCAGUAGUUAGAAGUGCAUCAAACUCAUCCCACCCAGAUGUUUACAAUGGAUUUGGUUUAUUUGAUGCAUAUGCAUCUUAUAAAUAUAACCCAGAGGAAGGAGACUGUUCAAAUCUUGGAUGCAGAAAUGGAGGAGUUUGUAUUAAUAAAGAAUGUAUAUGCCCACAAGGAUACUAUGGAUAUUUAUGUCAAUAUGAAAAAAUAAAAUGUGGUACUCGAUGUCACCAACUAAAUGGAACAUGCCAAGUAGGCGACCAUAUAAGUAGCCCCUCCUAUUUAUGUUUAAACACUAUUCACCUUGAAGAGGAUACACCAUACCAGCUAUCCACAAGAUUAUUGACAAAUUUUUAUAUUUUAAAUUUGCUAUUUUUAAUAAUUAUAUUUUUAAUACAAUAA